UUGAUUUUUUUGGGGAAAAUUCUUUGAACAAUUUUUGAAAAAUGUUGAACAUUUUCGGGAACAAUUUAUUUUUCGUUGUUUUCUUCGUGGGGUUCAGUGCUGCUAUUUACAUCGCUAAAGAAGAAUGUCCACCAAAUGAAGAGUAUUUACUUUGCGGCUCUGCGUGCCCCUUCAACUGCUCGAACCCUCAGGGGCCAGUCCUCUGUACCGACGCCUGUGCCGAGGGGUGUUACUGCAAGUCCGGGUACCUGAGGAACGAUAACGGCACCUGUGUUACUAUGGACCAGUGUGUUGGCAAGGACGAGGUCUGCGGCCCUAACGAAGAGUUCCUAUCCUGUGGCACAGUGUGCCCACUCACUUGCAAGCAGCCAGAGCCUCUAGUCUGCGGGCUUGCAUGCGGGAUGGGUUGCUUUUGUAAAUCGGGAUACGUGCGGGAUACCGCUAACGACAAAUGCGUGACGCCCGAUCAAUGUCCUGUUGAGCAAUGCUUGAAUCAAAAUGAAGUCUACGAUUUAUGCAACGCCGCUUGCGAUCCAUCUUGCGAUGAUCCAGAGCCGAUUUGUACUAGAAUCUGCAAGGGAGGCUGCGUGUGCGCGUCGGGACUCCUGCGCAACUCCGCCGGCGAGUGUGUGAGUGUAGACAAAUGUGGAAACUACACAGACGGUGCCCUGUCACAAUAUAUGAAUGUUAUUAAUAAGAUUCUACAUUUGUAAGGUUUA
Messenger RNA from Spodoptera litura, 719 nucleotides. Its product is annotated as serine protease inhibitor swm-1. The record is from RefSeq and is a predicted model, not a curated record. NCBI's taxonomy places the organism in Eukaryota, Metazoa, Arthropoda, Insecta, Lepidoptera, Noctuidae.